AUGCCAGCAAGGGCUUUUCUCCGAGUCCUCAUCCUGCUGUUCUUGCCCUGGCUGGUGCAUGGCUCCUGGGACAGCUGUGGAGGGACCUGCGGUACCCGUCCCAUGGCUGAAGACUAUGGGAUGUCGCGCAUUGUCGGAGGCGUGGACGCACAGCAGGGCGCCUGGCCAUGGAUGGUCAGCAUCCAGUUCCCCACUGCCAACGGCCCUUUGCACAUCUGCGGCGGGUCCCUCAUCACCCCCCAGUGGGUCCUCACGGCCGCUCACUGCUUCGUUGGGCAUCCCAGCUUCACCACGGACUGGUUCGUGAUGCUCGGAAUCACGGACCUGGCUCAGGCCAAUUCCGAGACCCAGAAGCGCUGGAUCCGGCAGGUCGUGGUCCAUGAAUAUUAUACCAGCGCCUCCAGCGGCUUCGACAUCGCCUUGCUGGAGCUGGACCAGCCGGUGCGGUGCGGGUACCACGUGCAGCUCGCCUGCCUGCCCGAUGCGACGCUCAGGGUAUCCCAGCUGUCCGAGUGCUUCGUCAGCGGAUGGGGAGCGAGGGGGGCCAGAAGUGAGUGCCUGACAGACCCGUUGGCCUUGGAAUGCUGGGUCAUGGAUUCACGGAAUGGGGUGGAAGGGAGGGGUGACAGCGGCGGUCCCCUCAUGUGCCGGGAGAAGGGCGCCAACUUCUACUGGGUUGUGGGGCUGAGGAGCUGGGGCCGCGGCUGCGCCAGGGCCAAGAGACCGGGGAUCUACACCUCGACGCAGCACUUCCAUGAGUGGAUCCUCCACCAGCUGGGAAUGUUCCGCUCCAUGGGAGCACCCACGACGCCCCCGACGUGGAGCCACCAGCACGUCUCCCAUACCCCCGUCCAGGAGACGAUGCCGGCGCCCACGGGCUCCAGCAUCAGUGGCUUCUGCUCCCUCCCAGUCCGGGUGCUGCUGGAAUUCAUCACUGGGGUGAAGGAGCUGCUGCAGGCUCUAAGCGGGGAGAAGAUUUGA
This is a messenger RNA of Neopsephotus bourkii (Bourke's parrot), 981 nucleotides long. RefSeq names its product acrosin-like. The coding region runs from base 1 to 981 and encodes 326 amino acids. Gene Ontology annotation, biological process: proteolysis. The transcript is spliced from 4 exons. Lineage: Eukaryota; Metazoa; Chordata; Aves; Psittaciformes; Psittacidae. The record is from RefSeq and is a predicted model, not a curated record. Gene Ontology annotation, molecular function: serine-type endopeptidase activity.